CAACAGUACAGUCGCCUUGUUGACUUCCAAAGGACCCAUUAUUUCCCCAACAUGGCGGCGUCCGUAUGGGUGUGCAGUGCCCUCCGCAUCACGCUCGGAGGCGCAGCAUCACUCCGCACCACGGUGGGAGCUGUUCAGAUGUCUCACUUUGUCUGUCGAACCUCAGCAGGCUCUCUGCAGAGACGCCCAGAGUUUCUGUUGAACCCGUCAGCAACCUGGCAGCAGAGCAGACAUGGCAGUUUCUUCAACAAGUUGACGGCUGAGGAACUGUGGAGGGGUGUGUUGGCUGAAUCCGGAGCCGGAGCCAGAAAGGGCAGAGGGAAGCGAACCAAACGCAAACUGAGGAGAGACCUCAAUCGAGGACAGCUGAUCGGAGAAGGUCGAGGUGGCUUUUUGUGGCCUGGUCUGAAUUCUCCUGUAUUAAAAGACGGCGCGGUACAGAGCUUCAGCCGAAGAAGCGACGCCGAGCAACAGGAAGUUCACGCUGAACUAAUGCGGCAGAGGGACGAGUGGGAGAAGAGGAGGAGGAUGAAGGUGAAGAGAGAGAGAGGCUGGACCGGAAGCUCCUGGGGGGGCAUCAGCCUGGGGCAGCCUGACCCCGGACCCAAUGGAGAAACCUAUGAAGACUUUGAUUCUCGAGUCAUUGAGGUGAAGAGCGUGUUCAACAUGACGGCCAGGGAGGGCAGGAAAAGGUCCAUCAGCUGUUUGGUUGCUGUAGGAAAUGGCAACGGAGUGGCAGGGUUCGCUUUGGGUAAAGCAACAGACAGAAAUGCAGCUCUGAGGAAGGCCAAGAACCGAGCCAAACGCCAUUUGUACCACAUUGAGCGAUACAACAACCACACCAUUUAUCACGACAUCAACUCCAGGUUCAAGAGGACGACUCUGCGCAUGAAGAAGCAAAACGAGGGUUACGGUCUGCGCUGCCACAGGGCCGUCAUCACGCUGUGCAAGCUGAUCGGCAUCAAGGACAUGUACUGCAAAGUGGACGGCUCGGUCAAUCUCCUCAACAUCACGCGGGCGCUCUUCACUGGGUUAGCCAAUCAGGAAACUCAUCAGAACCUGGCCAACAAGAAGCAGCUCCAUGUGGUGGAGUUCCAGGCCCACCGGGGCCCGCUGCCCGUGGUGGUGGCCAGCCCGAAAGACGGAGCGCGUCUCCAGCCGGAGACCGUGGACGAGGUCCCCAACACCAAGCUGCACUGGGACGACGUCCGAGACGCGCAGGGAACCAAGCGCUCCAUCUGGGCGGGGGUGAAGCGCACCGUGUGGUAGAGCAGACCACAGGCUGGACGGUGGUUUAUUAAAGCUCUCUGUAAGGAGGAAUGGCGGGAAACCGAAAGGACUUGCGGAGCUUUUUCUUACAGAAACGUUAAACAGCAUCGUUAAUCUGAGUUUAUCGUGUAUUCUCCAUUUAAAUGUCAGUUCAAUAAACUUAUGAAAGUUUGUUUGGCAGCAAAACUCUAAAUCAUCAUUCUAGAACAGUCAAUAAAAAUGUCGUCGUCCAUGUCGGUGAUGUUACAUGAUAGAUUGACAGUAAAAUAAAGUUUCUGUUCUGAGUCUCUCAA
Xiphophorus hellerii (green swordtail) is the source of this 1562-nucleotide messenger RNA. It is a transcript of the gene mrps5, whose product is annotated as mitochondrial ribosomal protein S5. Gene Ontology annotation, molecular function: structural constituent of ribosome; RNA binding. Gene Ontology annotation, biological process: translation. The record is from RefSeq and is a predicted model, not a curated record. NCBI's taxonomy places the organism in Eukaryota, Metazoa, Chordata, Actinopteri, Cyprinodontiformes, Poeciliidae. Gene Ontology annotation, cellular component: ribosome. Bases 52 to 1269 code for a protein of 405 amino acids. The transcript is spliced from 12 exons.